AUGCCUGGAACAGAAGUUGAAAUUGCUGCAGAAGCACCAGAAACCACAGAACCUAUAGUGGCAAAGACAGUUGAAAGCGUUAAAGGGGAAGAAGAAAAUGUUGUGAAAAGUACCACAGAAGAGGAAACUGAAGUUGAUGGGGAGAUUCUGUCGGAAGACACUGAUAAAGGCAGCACAAAUGGAAAUGCUGACCCAGAAACUUCAGAAUCAAACACAUCUAUUACAGAUGUGGAGAGUACAACAGAAAAAAGACCAGCAGAGGAUCAGGAAACUGAAGAUGGUGAGGGAGAAAGUCCAAAUAAAAAGGUGAAGACUGAUUCAAAAGAUGCUGAAGUAUCAUCAAAUGGUGCAGAUGAAACUGAGGAACCAACAGAAUCUGCCUAA
This is a messenger RNA of Candidula unifasciata, 384 nucleotides long. NCBI's taxonomy places the organism in Eukaryota, Metazoa, Mollusca, Gastropoda, Stylommatophora, Geomitridae. The record is from the annotation of a GenBank genome assembly.